GGUGGUUUUGGCAAGCCAGAUUUGUUGAGACGUUUUGUUAUCUAGCAAAUAAAAUAAAAUAAGGAAUUAAAGCUUAAAAUAUACCAUUUUAAUUCACGGCUAAUCGAAUAAACAUGUAGUAAAAUGGUGUUAAAUUUAUUCUUAUCACAAAACCGCAAACCAACGGUUAAUGAUUUUGAUUUUAUGAUUUUUACCGAAAGCUCAGCUUAAGCAAGACGGCAUAUUGAAAAAUGAUAAAAACAAGUGUAGUAAUCGCAAAUGUUGACGCAUUGAAUUGUGAACAAAAAUGCUUCAUUGGUGCCACAGAAAAUUGAAAAUUUUGUUUUUGGUAAUAAUUACAAUCUGCUGCAUUUAUAUUUUGAUUUCGAGCAAAGCGGAUAAUCUCCUGAAACAUAAUAAAAAAGUUCAUAUUGCUGCAAAUGAUCUGCCGUUAAUAUUGUGGUGGAAUGCUAUGCCUAAUGACUAUGGAUCAACAAGUUUAUGCGAUUGGCAUUUUUGUAGGUUUACUACUCAACGUAAACAUCUAGCAAAAGCGAAGGCUGUACUCUUCUAUGGUUCUGACAUUGAUAUAGGUGAUUUGCCUUUACCUCGCUUUCCUGGUCAAUUGUGGGCUUUACUACACGAAGAAUCUCCUCGCAAUGUGGCAUUUAUGCCGUACCAGCAAUGGCUGCAGCAUUUUAAUUUCACUUCAACAUUUAGUCGUUAUAGCGACGCUCCCUUAACUACUUAUUAUUUGCCAAAGGUCGAGAAUUUAACUAGUCCCACCUAUGUAAUUCCGGUAGCUGAUAAAUCCGGGCAAAAUAACCAAGGCUUAGUAUUUUUUAUGCAGUCGGACUGUGAUACAAUGUCUGGAAGAGAUGAUUACGUACGUGAAUUAAUGAAUUACGUUACUAUUGAUUCCUAUGGAGCUUGUUUGAAAAACCAUGAACUACCGGACAGUUUACAGGAACAACAGCAUGAUUAUUUAAACAAUUUAUACUCUCCGGAGAUAUUAAAAUUGAUAGCUCGUUAUAAAUUUGUGUUGGCUUAUGAGAAUGGAGUUUGCUACGAUUAUAUCACAGAAAAAUUCUGGCGUCCUUUAACAGUUGGAUCUAUACCUUUGUAUUUUGGUUCACCAACUGUCAAGGACUGGGCUCCUAAUCAUAAGUCUUUUAUAGACAUAUCAGACUUUAAUAGUCCUAAGGAUUUAGCGAACUUUAUUAAAAAGUUGGAUGGUAACGAAGCGGAAUACAAUUCUUAUCUUCAACACAAAUUCAAUAUGGUGAAACCUAUCGGCAAUGAACGCCUUCUAAAAGAACUUAGGACCCGUAAUUCCUCUUUGUAUGCCAAUAACUUUUUUCAAAGUUUUGAGUGUGAAGUGUGCAGAAAAUUAUAUCAGCAACCCAUUCAUGUUCAGAUGGCUUCAGAAACACAUUAUCAAUGUCCUCAUAAACCCAUAUAUCCAAGCAUGUUUGGAAAAGUACGUAACAAUGAAGAAUGGCGUUCAGCUAUGGAAUUGGGCAAAUGCCAGGCAAAUAUUUUAGAUAGGUUUUUAAAACGAAAUUUAAAAUUUACCAAAGAUAAUUUCACAAAGCUUUUAAACGAUGAAAUGAUUUCAGGAAAAUGUUUAGCUUAAGUUAUAUAUCCACAGCUCCGUAGUAAUCAUUGCAGGUACACAUUCUCAUUUUAUAUUGUUUACACUAUGUCUCACUUGUAACCUACUAUUAAG
This is a messenger RNA of Glossina fuscipes, 1708 nucleotides long. RefSeq names its product alpha-(1,3)-fucosyltransferase B (gene FucTB). The transcript is spliced from 5 exons. Gene Ontology annotation, cellular component: membrane. Gene Ontology annotation, molecular function: alpha-(1->3)-fucosyltransferase activity. NCBI's taxonomy places the organism in Eukaryota, Metazoa, Arthropoda, Insecta, Diptera, Glossinidae. Bases 287 to 1615 code for a protein of 442 amino acids. The record is from RefSeq and is a predicted model, not a curated record.